This is a messenger RNA of Dendroctonus ponderosae (mountain pine beetle), 3703 nucleotides long. Its product is annotated as zinc finger MYND domain-containing protein 11. NCBI's taxonomy places the organism in Eukaryota, Metazoa, Arthropoda, Insecta, Coleoptera, Curculionidae. Bases 1571 to 3541 code for a protein of 656 amino acids. Gene Ontology annotation, biological process: regulation of transcription elongation by RNA polymerase II. The record is from RefSeq and is a predicted model, not a curated record. The transcript has 11 exons. Gene Ontology annotation, molecular function: transcription corepressor activity; protein binding.
GUUGGGAUUAUGUCAGGUUUGUUAUUAUUAUAACAGAGACAAGAAAUAGUUAUCCCUUGUCUCUGAUUAUAAUGUGCCAUCAAAAGAAUUGUUGAAAAUACUGUACUGCGUGAGUAACAGUAUUAUUGUGUGUAAUCGAGGCUACGCAUUUAGAUUCCGGCAUUUGUAUUUAUAAUGCCGCUCUCAAGAAUAUUACCGAUCACCAGAGGCUUGCUUGGAACUAAGCAAAUUAACGUUAAAUCGCCUGCGUUUAUUAAUGGAACAUGGAAUUUCGUGCAGAACAGAGGGUAUAAGAACUUUGGCCACAAGAGGAAAAUGGAACCCAUGAUUAGCAUAUGUCUUCUACUUUUUCUAAGUGGAGGUAUGACCUUCUUUAUGAUAGACUGGAGAUGGUGUCGAAUGUUAUAUUUGAAUUAUACUGGCCAAUUGAAGGAGAAGCCCCAAGACACUUCACCCACCAAAUAGAUGGACAUUAUCGAAUCAAAUUGAAAUUCCAUGUAGUUGAAUAAUUUAUUGUAUUAGAAUGUUAUAACCAUUUAGUCUACGAGUAGUUUUUUUUACCUUAUAGUUCAUUGUAAUUACUAGUACAUAACAAUUUCCAACAAAACUUUUUAGGUCCACAUACUACAUACUAAAUAAUAUUAAUGUAAAAAAAUUAUAUCGGGGACACAAAUAGGCAUUGCCACAUGUUCUAAUUCGAAAUUGACAUAUUUAUCAAGAAUUUGAAGCAUUUUGACACUGUCAAAUGUUGUUUUGAAAGGAGUUUUUUUCCCAAUUUUGUGCAAAGAUAUACAAAAACUAUCGGCUUAGAACUUUGUGUUUUGGGUCUCCUAUUUCGCGUCCAACCGAUAGUUAACACUCCUUUUUGCAGGUAAGAAGUGGCAACCAUACUGCAAUUUAUACCUGUAGGCAUGUAAGGUUAGAACCUGUACAAAAACUAGCAAACUGAGGGCCCUUGAAACUUGAGCGUGGUAGAAUUGUUAUAAACAACUGCAACUACUGGAUGAUUUAUUAGGGCAAAUUUACGCGUUGUGGCGAAGUGAGCGCAAAGGCAUUGAGAACAUCUGGGAUGCUACAUGAUAUGAUUAUGUAUACAUGAAAAUGUAUACAAAUGUAUAAUGCCUCGAAGCUCCCUGAAUGUUCAGCGUGUGUUUCUACAAUUAUCGGAGCAAUUGACUUUGGAAAAUAUCUAAUUGUAUUUCACUCUAUAAGGCUUCAACCGCCAAAACAAGUAAUAGUUUCUACUGAGCCAACCGAGGGUGUUUCUGUGCCUCCUUUCAUCAUAAUUGGGGCUGAUAAUAUUUACUACUCUUGCGUGUGACUGAAUCCCACUUGAUUAAAUAAUAACGCUAACUUGCUGAUGAAUUAAAGUCUACGAGGGAAUUCAGUUUUUAGAUUUGGAUGUCACGUUUUAUAUUCCUUGCAGUCCAGUUAUAAAAAAAUGAUUUAUUACAAAUAAUCGGCGGGUUUAAACUUGAUAGGCCACGUAACAAAUGAUUGCGCCAUGCUUUCCUUUAGUUAAUAACACAGACUAUCAAACUAUUAGCUAAUAGUUUGAUAACAUGAUGAAAUGAAAGCAGUUUCAUUUGAUUUCCAGGUGAAAAUGGCAAUUCGUCGGCAUUGUGACCCAAUAAACGUGAAGAAAAUCUGGGAUGCCAUACGAUUGGCCAGUGCGGGCCACCAAUCCUGCGAUUCAAACAGAAUUCUAAAACAUUUUCAGAAGUCUAAUGAUUGCACGCAGGAACAAGUCGAGCUCUACAUCAACCAAUGUGUUAAGGAUGGACUGAUCAUCGUGAAUAAAAAAGCCAACGCGGAGCAGACGUACAAAGUAACGGACCAGAACCAGCCACAGUUUGUUUUUAAAGAUUGGUACUGUUUCGAGUGCCAUUUAGCAGGCGACGUGAAGGUAUGCGAAAACUGUUUCCGAGUUUUCCAUUUCGACUGUAUAAAGAUUGCGGAACAACGAUUCAACAUUCACAAACCAAGUGAUUCUCUGCGAUCUAGUAUUGAUGCUGGUAUGAAUGUUGGCGAAAUUAGUAUGGACAUUUCCACUAGUUCCAAUGCUGCCGACAAAUCGUCUGUUCAUUUGUUCAAUGAGAAACUGUGCAGCGUUUGCAAUAUCAUCAAUAUUGAUGACUGCAAAAUGGACAAGUCUGAGAUGAAUUAUCUGCUCAAGUUCGUCUUGCACCGAAUUAGGACUUGGUUACCAUACACAAUUACCGAGAAUAUCGGCGAAGACGAAAGGCCCAGCUGGCUGACAGACACAGAGCUCACAUGGCGAGCCAACCAAUUAUUCUGCGAGCAUCGCGAUAUGUCCGUUCUUGAAGUUAAUCUUAACUCAGAAGCGUACAAUAUCCUCUCAGAAUUUCUGGCUGACAUUCUCACUAUCCAGCACAACGUCGCUAUUUUCCAUGGAAGUAAAUCUCUUGAACAUUCCGCUGCAGAGAUGAUGAUUCGCGACGCCCUGCACGACAUAUCGGAGCUGAAGAACUGCGUGGACUGCUACAAGCACAGCAACGAAAAAAUCCACUUGCGAUGGUUCACUUUGCCUUGCCGAAAUCCUCAUGAGCUAGUUUGGGCGAAGCAGAAAGGCUACCCUUAUUGGCCGGCGAAGGUAAUUAAGGAAACUUCUUCACAUUAUGAUGUGCGAUUCUUCGGGGGGAAGCAUGAAAGGUCGCUGAUUCACAAAAGCUACAUAAAACCCAUCACUGUUCCAAAAGAAAAGCUAAAAAUCAAGUCGUCGACUGCAUUUACUAAGGCCUUGGAGGAACUGAUUUACCAUCAGAAACUGCUGUCUGAUCCCCAGGAAAUUGAGAAUUUGCUAUCGGUAUCGAAAAAUAAAAAAGUCCAAAAACGACCGCUGUUGUCGGUGAGCCAUGCCGCUAAAUCAUUUAAGAAAAAGGGACAGUCCCCGGCUAGACAGACGAGCAACAGCCCGGCGAUUCAAGAAAUCCAAAGCGAAGCUGGCUCGAGCGAUAUGUCGCAGAGAACCCCAAGCAAGCGACCUAAAUUGGAGGCGGAAGGCGGUUCGAGUGAAGUAAUUUCGGGCAAUGUGAUCGACAUUUCAGAUGGCGAAGAAGAGGAAACUGACUAUUCAUUUAGGGGAAACAGCGGCGCUGCGGAUCCUUUUAGAUUCGACGAGCACCAGGAGCAAGUAUCUAGCUCGACAGAGAAUUACAAAAAGCCCCCACAAAGCGCUGAUCUGCAUCAGCUAGAUCAGCCUUACAGCGACUCAGUAGAGAAGAUGAGACGAAUGGUUGAACCGUUGUCCGAUAAAAAGGAAAUUAUCAAGUGCACAAUGGACUGCAUGCAGGCCGAGAUUGACCGAAUCACUGACGAACACAAUGAGCACUUAAAAAGGCUGUUUGAAUCCCACAACAUGCAGAUUUCUGAGACAAAAAAGAAACAAUGGUGCUUCAAUUGUGAGCAGGAUGCCAUUUACCAUUGUUGUUGGAACACCGCGUAUUGUUCACAGACUUGCCAGCAACAGCAUUGGCAGGCCGAGCACAAGAAAGUCUGCCGACGGAAACGGCAAAUAUAGAUUUGCUUUGAAUAUUUUAUACAAUAGGCAGUGUCCAAUUGGGAUAGACGUGUUUGUUCAUGUAUUUUAUUCAUUCACAUAUGUGGCAGUUUUAAUAUUAAUUAGACUGUAUCCGCCGAUUUCGUGCAACUAUAGUGUGUAUUAAAUAGUUUUUAAGUUUAA